AUGGAUGUUAUUAAGAAGAAUAAAAAAGAAGAUUAUGCAAAUACUCUUUGUACAUUAUCUUAUAAUAAUGAACGAAAAAUUUUAUAUGUACCUCAUAAUAAACAAGAAUUGAUAGCAAAAAUUCUUCGUUUAGAAAAUCGAACUAAAUUUAUUAAUAUCACUGCUGAUGAACUUGAUGAUGGUACAAGUAGUAAUGUAAGUGGAAUUGGACAAAAUCGUCGACAAGCUGGAAUGUGGGUAACUGAUGCUAUUCAUAUGCCUGAUACACAUAAAUUGGUAUUUGCAUCCACUAGUCCAGAUUUACGAUUUUUGACUAUUUCAAGUGAAACAUUUCUUGAAGAAUUCAUGUUAUUUCGUAUUAAAAAUGUCCCUACUUGUCUUGAAUAUUUUAUCCAAAUACUACGUACAUUAGGUGGUAAAACACCAAAUUUUGGUCUAUUUCCAAUUGAUUUAUAUCUAAAUAAAUCAACUAAUAACGCUGAUAAAAGUUUACCCCGUGGUUUAUCUUUAGCAUGUAAUGAUUAUUUAUGUAUAAUGAAAUUAGGACAAGAUACAUCUAGAAACGAUGGUAGUUUAACUGAAACACAUACAGCAUCGUUAAUAACAUGUGCAGAUAAUUCAAGUAUGGGUGCAUGGAAUAUUGAAUCAGGACGUAAAGCUUAUUUUAUAUUUGAUGCACAUGAUGGAGCUCGAAACGGUGAUGUUAAAAUUUGGAAUAGUGCUAAUGGACAAAACUUUCAUGUAUUAGCAAGUGUAGAAGAUGCAGAAAUAACAGGAAUUGUUUUUGCUGAUAAAGGUAUUAUUACAGUUGGGUGGCUUAGAAAAAUUGUUAUAUAUUCUGAUAUUGUUUCUGAGCUUGUUGUACCUAAAGCUGAUUUAUCAUCGCAUGGUUCACAGAUACAUCGUGAUGAUAUAUCAUGUUUAGAACAUCUAUUGACAAUUAGUAAUUUAAUGUAUACACCUUCAUAUGAUGAUGAAAUUAAUGUAUGGAGUAUUGAUACAGAAAAAUUAGUUAUAAGUCGUCGUGAACCAUCAAAUUAUAGUCGAUCAUCGUCACAUCGUUCAAUAAUACAAGGUCCAGCACCUCUUGAUAAACUUCUCUUUCUUCGAUAUUCUGCUAAAGAAAAUAUAAAAUAUGGAGAUGGUAGUUUUAUAUUAACUAGAUCAACUGAUCAUACAGCACGUUUAUGGACAAUAAAUGGAGAAGAAAUUGGAAUAUUUGGACAAAGACAAGAACGGAAUACUGAAUUAUUACUUUCAUCAAAAGGAACAAAAUAG
Molecule: messenger RNA, 1278 nt
Organism: Rotaria sp. Silwood2
Lineage: Eukaryota; Metazoa; Rotifera; Eurotatoria; Philodinida; Philodinidae
Source: the annotation of a GenBank genome assembly